AUGCUGCAUAAAACCUCGGUGGAAGAUCCCGCCGUCUUUUGGGGAACUGUCGCCCGCCUAUUGCUAUCCUUUGACAACGAUUUCCACACUGCUUACUCCGCCUCAUUCGCGCCAGGAGGAAGCCGUUGGUUUCUAGGUGGCUAUCUCAAUGCGAGUUUCAACUGCGUUGACCGGCAUGCGCUGGAAAAUCCCGGGCGACUGGCGUUGCUUUCUGAGGCAGACGAGCCGGGCGCUCAGCGCCAAAUCACGUAUGGCGAAUUGCUGGAACGCGUCUGCAACUUUGCAUCUUUACUCCAGGCUCACGGCGCCAAGUGCGGUGAUGUUAUUACUAUAUAUAUGCCGACCAUGCCGGAGAUUGUGAUUGCGAUGCUGGCAUGUGCGCGGAUAGGCGCGAUUCACUCCGUUGUCUUCCUCGGGUUUUCGGCGCAGGCGCUCCGCCAACGGCUACAUGAUGCGAAGUCGAAGAUCGUCGUCACAGUCAACGAGGGAAGGCGAGGUGGAAAGACUAUUCCGGCAAAGCUCAUCGUGGACCAGGCGUUGCAGGAGUGCCCGCUGGUCAGCUCCGUUAUUGUAUAUCGGCGGACAGAAUCAACGGUGCCGAUGCAACCACAGAGGGACCUGUGGUGGCACGAGGAGGUAAAAAGGUAUCCGAAAUAUAUGUCCCCAAGACCGAUGGCCUCGGAAGAUCCUCUCUUCUUGUUGUAUACUUCUGGCUCCACGGGACAACCCAAGGGAUUAGUGCACAGCACCGCUGGGUAUCUCGUCGGCGCGGCCGCGGUGGGAAGAUACACGUUCAACAUCCAGAAGGGUGAUCGAGUAUUUUGCACCGGCGACAUUGGAUGGGCGAUGGGCCAUACGUACGCCGUAUAUAUGUCGCUUGUGCUGGGAGCAACAACCGUCUUGUUUGAAGGGACCCCCACAUACCCAUCCUGCUCCCGAUACUGGGACAUCGUGAAGGAUUUCCACGUAACGCAUUUCUGUUCUGCGCCGACAGCACUCCGUCUUCUCGAGAGCGUGGGCGAUGAGUAUGCGCCCGGCGACUUGAAAACGCUAAAGGUCCUUGCCACCGCAGGGGAGCCCAUCGCCGCCGAAACGUGGAAAUGGUACCACGAUACCGUGGGAAAGGGAAGGGCAAAUGUGAUUGACACAUACUGGCAAACAGAAUCUGGCGGUCAUCUAAUCACCCCGCUGUCUGGUGUCACGACGACCAAACCAGGAAGCGCGUCUCGUCCUUUCUUAGGAAUUGAUCCAGUGAUUCUGGAUUUGGAAAGUGGAGACGAGAUUGUAGCGCCCAACGCCAAAGGGAUGCUCGCAAUCAGACGACCAUGGCCCAGCAUGGCGCGCACAAUCUGGAGGUCACACCAGCGAUUCGAGGAUAUAUAUUUCGACAAGGUGACAGGCUACUAUAUCACAGGUGAUGAAGCAAGGAGAGACGAAGAUGGCCACUACUGGAUCCAAGGCAGAGCAGACGAUGUGAUCAACGUCUCUGGCCAUAGAUUAUCAGCGACUGAGAUUGAAUCUUCGAUCCUUAGUAACGACUCCAUCGUCGAAUGCGCGGUCGUUGGCGUACCUGACCAUAUCAAAGGUAGCUCAUUAGCUACGUUUGCCUCCGUGAAGCUAUGCGGUAGCGAUGCGGAAGGACUGAAAAACGACAUCAAAACCAUGGUCAAGGCAAAGAUCGGAUCAUUUGCUGUUCCAGAAUUUGUGUUCAUCGUGGCUGAACUUCCCAAAACUCGAAGUGGAAAGAUCACGCGAAGGAUACUGCGGUGUUUAGCAGCGGGGGAAUACAGUCAGGUUGGAGACACGUCCACAUUUUGGACAGCUCCAAAACUCUGA
This is a messenger RNA of Aspergillus campestris IBT 28561, 1836 nucleotides long. Its product is annotated as acetyl CoA synthetase. Lineage: Eukaryota; Fungi; Ascomycota; Eurotiomycetes; Eurotiales; Aspergillaceae. The record is from RefSeq and is a predicted model, not a curated record. The transcript is spliced from 5 exons. Bases 1 to 1836 code for a protein of 611 amino acids. Gene Ontology annotation, molecular function: acetyl-CoA synthetase activity; AMP binding. Gene Ontology annotation, cellular component: cytosol.